AUGCGCUGUGUUUAUCGGCCUGCCAGCGGCACGAGUGGUUCUGCAGCAGCCACUGCUAGCAGCGGCACUACCCUUUCCGCCGGCACCUUGGCGUACGCCUUGCGGCACUUCAGUGCGCCUACGCGUCUGUGGCGGUCGGAACCACCGCCACCACCACUCCCGCCACUGCCGGGGGCAGGCGCCACGGUGAGCGAGGAGCGUGUCGCACGAUGGUGUCGGCGGCUGUGGGACCUCACGCGCAAGUCCACUGGCAGCGUGGCCUCUGCCCAUCUCACCCCACAGCUUCAACUCGCCGCCCACAGAGCAGCAGCAGCACUGCUAUCAUCAUCGUCGUCGUCGCCCUUCACCGCGCCACCGCAGAUUGACGACGAUGGGGAGGUGACGGGCGAGGUGGUGCUCUCUAGCCUGCGCCGCGCCAUCCGUAGCGAUCAAGGCCGCAUCCCUGGCGUCAUUGUGGAGAGCGUGUGGGCCGCCUUCGACGUGCUCGUGCCGCCCAUCGUCCAGGAAAACGUCACAGAGGAUAGCAUCACACCCGCGACGGGGGAUAACUUCUUUAUGUUCAUCUCGACCUUGAACGAGCUCAAUUUCGACCUGCACGCGGUCGCAAAGGCAAGCACGCAGCUGACGGCGAAGGUGGACGCCUACGUGGGCCUGCUGCGGCAGGCGGAGGCUCACGAAACGCAGCGAGCGACAACAGCAGAGGCCCGUGGUCCUGCGCAGGUCGCUAUCGACGGAUGCGAGCUCAUGGAGCAGCUCAUGAAGGCUAAGGGGGAGGUCGUGCAGUGCUGCUUUGAGGCCCGCAACGCUGGCUCUCCUCUCUACUACACGUGGUUGUGGCACACGGCCGCCAUGCCGGACGGCCUGCGGCGGCUCAUGCAUUUUCGAAAGCUGACCCAUUUCUUCGAGAGCUUGUGCAAGCGACACAUCAAACAUCUCACGGAGCAGCAGCAGCAGCAGUGGCAGAGCAUGCUGUCUUCUUCGGCGCCUGCUACUGGCGAGUCAGCGGGGACGUUGCCGUCAGCAGCAGCCGCAAGCGCCACGGAGAAAAGUCGGUGCGCCGGCGAGCUCUCCAAGUGGCGUAGUCGUCUGAUCGAGGUAGGCCUAAUCGAUGGUGCCAUGUCGCUUCUCUUGAACGAUCUGUUCUCCAAGGAGUACUUGGUGAUGGAGGAGCUGACGUGGCUCUUGACGCCGCCGUCGAUGCUGGACCAGAUCAUGCGUGCUGAGUCUGUCCAUCCCUUCGUCCGUGGACUUGAAGACAUGCGCCAUCGCCUGCAGCCGGCUCACCACCGCCACUUGUUCGCCUUUCUGCACCCCGCCGUUGUCGAGGAGCCGCUCAUCGCCGUGCAGGUGGCCUUGACGCACGGCAUUGCCAGCUCUGUGGAUCAGAUCUUGGGUCGCCCUACGCCGCUGUCAGACCCGGCGAACACGUCGAAGGCGGCUCUCUACUUCCGCCACGCACUGGAAUCCUCGGCGGCGGUUGACUGCGCCGGUGCGGCGGAAGAUGGCAACGUGAACACCGCCAUCUUCUACAGCAUCAACUCUGCCCAAAGUGCGUUGCGUGGCAUGGACAUGGGUAACCGCCUCAUCAAGCGCGUCGUGCAGGAGGUGGAGGGCAACAUUAACGCUCGGCGGCAGGCGCGCAGCUUGACUCCCAUCCACACCUUCAGCACCCUCUCACCCAUCCCGCUCUACGUCAAGUGGCUGGCUGAUGAAGUGGCUGCGCUGGCGGCUGCCGCUGCGACAGCUACCGCGAUGGCAGCGAGCGGCAUCUUUGGCAAGCAGCUCUCCACAACCGAGGAAGAUACACGCUACUUGGGGCCGCUUCGCGAGGCGAUUGCCGGCUACGUCCUGCGGCACCCCGAUGUCCUACCGGCGGAGGCGCGUGCGGUGAUGUCAGCGGCGGCCACAAGCAGUCGCGGCAACCACACGGCCGCAAACGUAGCGGCACUGCAGUACCUCGUGCGUCUCCUCCAAGACGCAUCGUCGCCCCCCUCGUUUCCGCGCGAUGGUCUUGCCACAUUCGCCGCGGGCAGCACCUCGACACAGCGGCAUCAGCAGCCAUGGUGGGCGGACCAUACGCUCACGAUGGCCCUCGAGGCGCCCCUGUUGCACUCCGUUGCCACGUACCUGUGCACCGUGAAGCGUAGUGGUGACGGCCGCAUUCGCGACCCAGUCGGCAACUUUCACGUGUCUAACGGCGCCACUGUUUAUCGACUAAACUUCCUCGCGAACACGACCCCGAAGGCCAGUCGUGAGAGCGCCUGCAUCAUGGUGAACUACUGGUACGACCUGCCAACGGUCUCAGCCAACGCCGCGCGGUACGAGGUGAGCCGCACCGUGCCCCUCGGUGAGCCGAUCAAGACGCUGCUGGGGGACAUGUAG
Messenger RNA from Leishmania major strain Friedlin, 2382 nucleotides. RefSeq names its product malonyl-coa decarboxylase-like protein. The record is from RefSeq and is a predicted model, not a curated record. The coding region runs from base 1 to 2382 and encodes 793 amino acids. Gene Ontology annotation, molecular function: malonyl-CoA decarboxylase activity. Gene Ontology annotation, biological process: positive regulation of fatty acid oxidation; fatty acid biosynthetic process; acetyl-CoA biosynthetic process. Gene Ontology annotation, cellular component: peroxisomal matrix; mitochondrial matrix. The transcript has a single exon. NCBI's taxonomy places the organism in Eukaryota, Euglenozoa, Kinetoplastea, Trypanosomatida, Trypanosomatidae.